AUGGCGGCUGCCAUUGAGGAGAAAGAGGACCCCACCCCUCCCACAAAACGGCGCAGGAGCGACGAUCAUUCUCGCAUCGACGACUCUGAAAAGGCUACUGAACAUGGAGACAAGUCGUGCUCCUCAGGUCAGAACCCACCCGUUAUCGACGAGAGCCUGUAUUCCAGACAAAUCUACGUGCUUGGGCGCGACGCCAUGGUGCGGAUGGCCCAAUCGGACGUGCUCGUUUCGGGCCUUGGCGGCCUAGGAGUGGAGGUGGCCAAGAACAUCAUUCUAGCUGGCGUCCGGUCAGUCACUCUCCACGAUGAGAUGGCGUGCACACGAGACGAUCUCUCCUCGCAGUACUACCUGAACAAGGACACCUUGGGCCAGAAUCGAGCCGAGGCUUGCGAGGCCCCUCUGGCACGACUCAACAAGUACGUGCGCGUCACGACCCACACCAAACCACUGACGGAAGAAUUCUUGAAGCGAUUCGACGUGGUGGUGUUGACAGAGACGCCGCUGGAUGAGCAGGAAUACAUCUCUGACGUCACCCGCAACAACAACAUCGCUCUCAUCGUGGCCGACACCCGAGGACUCGCUGGGCAGAUCUUCUGCGACUUCGGUGACAACUUCCACGUGACCGACGCGAACGGAGAGCAGCCGAUUUCUGUGCUGAUUGGCUCCAUCACCAAGGCAAACGAAGGCGUGGUGACUUGCCUGGACGAAAUGCGACAUGGUUUCGAAGAUGACGAUUACGUCACCUUCUCCGAAGUCGAAGGCAUGACCGAGAUCAACAAAUGCCCACCGAUGAAAGUGAACGUUCUAAGUCCGAGCACAUUCUCCGUGGGUGACACAACGCAGUUCGGUGAUUACACCUUAGGUGGCGUUGCAACGCAAGUGAAAGUUCCGAAGGACGUAAAGUUCAAAUCUUUCAAGGAGUCAUUGGUGAACCCGGACUUCGUCGUGUCAGACUUCGCCAAGAUGAAUCGCCCUGCGCAUCUUCACUUGGGCUUUCAAGCUCUUCACGCUUUCGAAGAGUUACACUCACACCUUCCACGGCCUUGGAACAAGGAGGACGCCGCAGUGCUGGUCCAACUGGCCAUGGAAAAGAACGAGGCGCUGGCCGCACCGCUGGAGGAAGUGGACCAGGAACUAAUCACGGUGCUGUCCUGCGUAUCUGCCGGCUCCUUGUGUCCCGUGCAGGCGGUUAUUGGAAGCGUCGCAGCGCAAGAGGUUAUAAAGGCAUGCAGUGGAAAGUUCAGCCCUAUCCAACAGUGGUUCUACUUUGACGCUUUCGAGUGCCUCCCACAGGAAAGCGACGUUUCGGAACCAGACGCCAACGCCAUGGAGCACUCACGGUACGCAGGGCAAGCCCGCGUCUUCGGCGCUAACGUGCAGCGCCUGCUGAUGACUCAGAGAUACUUUGUGGUGGGAGCUGGAGCCGUGGGCGGCGAACUUCUGAAGAACUUCGCCAUGAUGGGCAUUGGAGUGGACAAUGGCUGCAUACAUGUCACAGACAUGGACGUCAUAGAGCGGUCCAACCUCAACAGGCACUUCCUCUUGCGGUCCCACGACGUGGGCGCCAUGAAGUCUAUCAUGGCCGCGCAAAGCCUGGUCGAAAUGAACCCCGAAAUCAACAUCCACGUCCGGGUGGAUAGAGUGGGUCCGGGAACGGAGCACAUAUACAACGACGACUUCUUCGAAUCUUUGGACGGCGUGGCCAUUGCGGUGGACAACGUCGACACGCGUCGCUACGUGGACGGGCGCUGCGUGCUCUACGGGAAGCCGCUGCUCGAGUCCGGCACCAUGGGUACCAAAGGAAGUGUGCAGGUGGUGGUGCCGCAUAUGACCGAGUCCUACUCGUCCUCCCAGGACUCGCUCGAGAAGCCGACGCCCACCUACACUAUCAGGCACUUUCCCAACAACAUCGAGCGCAUCCUGCAGGUGGCUGCACCACGUAGGCCAUCCACAUUUGCACCUCCACUCGUCCGGCAAAACGCCCAGUGUGCUUGCGUUUGCCGGAAUACCGGAACAGCUAAUACUCUCUAUUAUUCUUUACAGUGGGCACGCGAAGAAUUCGAAGGCCUGUUCAAGCAGAGUGCUACGAAUGCUGUGCAGUAUUUAACAGAUCCUGAUUUUCUGCCGAAGACAUUGGAAACUCUACAAUUUACUCAAAAGGUGGCCCUACUGAAGGAAAUCAAGAAGAUUCUGGUGGACGAGCAGGCGAUUUAUUUCGAAGACUGCGUGGCUUUCGCCAGGCUACGCUUCCAGGAGCAGUACAGCGACCAGAUACGACAGUUUCUCCGCGUCUAUCCCGAGAAUCACGUCACAGCUUCGGGCGCCCCAUUUUGGUCUGGCCAUAAACACUGUCCCAGGCCGAUUGAGUUUGACCCCAACAAGACGCUCCACAUGGACUACAUCGUGGCUGCUGCGAACCUUCGGGCAACAAUGUUCGGCAUUCCGCACUGUACCGCCCGCGAAGAGAUCGCUGAUAUGCUCGAAGAAGUCGACGUACCAGCAUUUGAUACUCAACAAGAAGACAUGCAAGUUGCCGCAAACGAAGCGAACCCACCGCAGCCCGACGUCCCACAAACCGAUGACGAGGAACUGCUGGCAAAGCUGCUGGAGGAGCUGCCCGAUCCGGAUUAUCUCGAUUACGUGUCGCUCAAGACGCUGGAGUUCGAAACAGAUGAUGACGCCAACUUCCACGUGGACUUCAUCGUGGCGGCCUCGAACCUGCGCGCCGCCAACUACUGUAUUGAGCCGGCCGACAGGCUCAAGAGCAAGCUCAUCGCAGGCAAGAUCAUCCCGGCCAUCGCCACCACCGCGUCCCUCGUCGCGGGCCUCGCAUCCCUCGAGCUCUACAAGCUGGCUCAAAGGCACGACGAUCUUAAGCUGUACAAGAACGGAUUUGUGAACAUAGCUUUGCCUUUGUUCUGCUUUGCGGAACCCAUUGCUCCCAGAAAGAAAAAGUUUAACGACCAGGAAUUCACACUUUGGGACUGCCUCGAAGUUGAAGGGGAGAUCACGCUUUCCCAGUUUCUCGAACAUUUCGAGUCCAAACUGAAGCUCUACGAUUGGUUCAUCCACUGCGGCUUGGUGGUUUUAUGA
Messenger RNA from Dermacentor albipictus, 3093 nucleotides. The record is from RefSeq and is a predicted model, not a curated record. NCBI's taxonomy places the organism in Eukaryota, Metazoa, Arthropoda, Arachnida, Ixodida, Ixodidae.